AUGGAUAUGGACCACAUGCAUCAUGAUCCCGGCUUGCGGAUGGAAGUCAAUUAUGCCUUUGCCCGUGGAUACUGGUAUACCAUCGCUGGUGUCGUCGGCGCACUCGCUGCUAUUCGUGGCAUCAACUACCUCGACGCUCAGCAAAGACUAAAAGCAUGUCGCGAUCCAUCAAUAGACCAUCCAACACGUCCACGAGGAGCAUUCAGUCAAGCAUGGGCGACAUCAACCGCCGUCGUUCGCGAAAUGGGCCAUCCACAAUAUUACAUCCCCAUCAAUGGCCUUCGAUGGGCGACACCACUUCCACUCGGUCGAAUUAUCGUUCUAGCAUGUUAUUGGGUCGUUAUUGUCUACUUGAUGAGCUGGAAGGUUUCACAGAACGACGUGUACUACUGGGAGCGCAUCGGAUAUCGCAACGCAUGGGUCACUUUAACCCAGUUCCCGCUGCUCUACCUUUUGGCGACAAAGGUCAACGUUAUCGGAUUCCUGAUAGGGAGCAGUCAUGAGAGGCUCAACUGGCUGCAUCGAUGGGUUGCGCGGACCAUGUUUGUCACUGCGACGGUUCAUGGCUUUCACUUCUGGACUAUGUGGGUGCGCGCCGAGUUCCUUGACUAUGCCCUUCAGAUUAUGCCGCUGGUCAAGUAUGGACUUGCAGCUUGGGCUAUCCUGCUUUGGAACGUUAUUACAGGAAUUGUUCCCAUUCGGAGACUUUCGUAUGAGGUUUGGGUGGCUCAGCAUGUGCUCACCAGUAUCAUUAUGCUGUGGUUGCUCCACAAGCAUAUUCCCUCAAAUGCCCGGUGGCUGCUGUGGAUGAGUGUUUCGUUCCUCGUUUUUGACCGAGCCAUGAGAUGGGCACUUUUGCUAUGGCAAAAUGUCCGUCUUCGACCACAAGGAACUGAGUGUCAGGGUAUGAAGCACCUUGGGCAUCGAGUCGUUACCCGCGUUGUUGGACAAGCCACCGCUGUCGUUACCAUCAAGGAUGUGCACUUCAAGUGGAAGGCAGGACAGCAUAUUUACCUCUGGGUUCCACGUCUUGGACCCUUCGAAGCGCACCCAUACACGAUCGCAUGUGCGCAUAAGCUCGAAGGCGCAUGUUGCUGCAACAGCAUCCAGCUUGUCGUGCGCGCCCAUAACGGAUUCUCCAAACGACUACACGAAUAUGCGACGAAGAAUUCGGGAUCCGAACUUACAGGCUUCGUAUCAGGGCCAUAUGGCGUUCCCCCGAAAUGGAAUAUUUACGAAACGCUGGUACUAAUUGGAGCGUCAACUGGAGCCAGUUUCGUUGUUCCCAUCCUCGAAAGCAUUGCGGCAGCGCAAAAAUCGAAUUGCACACGAAGAGUCGAAAUUAUCCUCGUUGCGAGAACAUCUCAAGAAAUCCAAUAUUACGUCGAAAGGGCCGAAGAGGCUGGCAGAAUGGUACGAGCCAAAGGCGUCGGUGUAAGCAUCCAUAUCGCCAUAACAAGCUCCAAUCAAACAGGCCCGGUCUUCACUCGCUCAGAGUCCUCAAACACUAGCGACUCAGACGACAUCCAACCCGUCAAGGGACCGACAACAGGUUGCUGCAGCGCAAACGGUCCAGACGAGAAAGGCUGCCCAAGCGACUCUCCCUGCCGCGGCAAGAUAACCGCCACUGUUCCAGAGCUCAUCCGCGAAUACACGUGCAGACCAGACAUCGAGACCAUGAUUCGCGAGCCGGUGGAGCAGGCUUGGGGAGAAACAGGGGUUGUUGUUUGCGGUGGGCGAGAGAUAGUGGCACGGACGAGGAAUUGCCGCGCCAUGCCUUCACGGCCGCGGCGGCGUAAUCGCCCGGAGAGGCUGUCGAGGCCGUAUGCGAUGGUGCACGCGGGUGUGAGAUUGAUUGCUUGGAUUACCAGCCUCGCUUCGAUUCUACUGCUCGCAUUUAUUUGCAAAGAAUGGCCUUCGAAGAGUCAGGUCAUUAUCGCAGGUGCUGUCGGUUGUGCAAUCGCAAUGCUCAACGAUAGCUGGGAGGUGUUAGCAGUGACAGAUGCUUCAUUUACAGUUCCCAGAUUAGCUACAUCGAGAAGAGUCCUGCACGACUUGUUCUCUCUAGCUCUUUGUGUUGGCGGAAUCAUCAUGAUGUGGGUAUCAAACAUUAACAUCACCAACGACAAAAACGCCGAGCAGAAGCGUCAAGAGCAGUGGCUCAUGGCUGCCCUGUGGGCCUUGAUCGCUGUGGUGUAA
This is a messenger RNA of Fusarium oxysporum Fo47, 2199 nucleotides long. RefSeq names its product ferric reductase family protein. Gene Ontology annotation, cellular component: plasma membrane. Bases 1 to 2199 code for a protein of 732 amino acids. Gene Ontology annotation, biological process: copper ion import; iron ion transport; intracellular iron ion homeostasis. Lineage: Eukaryota; Fungi; Ascomycota; Sordariomycetes; Hypocreales; Nectriaceae. Gene Ontology annotation, molecular function: ferric-chelate reductase activity. The record is from RefSeq and is a predicted model, not a curated record. The transcript is spliced from 4 exons.